Molecule: messenger RNA, 3471 nt
Organism: Mandrillus leucophaeus (drill)
Lineage: Eukaryota; Metazoa; Chordata; Mammalia; Primates; Cercopithecidae
Gene: BCL6
Product: B-cell CLL/lymphoma 6
Exons: 11
Coding region: 1249-3369 (706 amino acids)
Biological process (GO): regulation of cytokine production; regulation of immune system process; negative regulation of transcription by RNA polymerase II
Molecular function (GO): protein binding
Source: RefSeq, a predicted model, not a curated record
GUUCUUAGAAGUGGUGAUGCAAGAAGUUUCUAGGAAAGGCCGGACACCAGUUCUUUUAAAGGAUCUGCCUUCUCAAGGAGCCUAGUUGGCUAUGCACAAGGAAAGCGCCAAAGGAGCUAAAGGGAGGAAGGGAGGAGAAAACAUGUAACUCUACCGUGGUGGUUACUGACCCAGCGCGGGUGCGGGUUGAUUGGGAUGGGAAGUCCAGGUCUGGGGGCAGCCAGCAAGUGGCAGUUUCUCAUUGACAGCCCUGCUCCUUGGAGAUUGUUUUUGUGGGUAGUCUUUUGUGUGGCAUUAGUGGAAUGGCUGAAUCUAGGAGAUGAGUCAUAUCCAGAACUUGCUGGAAAUUGGCUUUGAGAUUUGGAGCAAGGCUUCUCACCUGGGGCCUCAGUUCCCUCCCUAAUUAAGCAGGGCUGUUAUAAGGAUAAGAUGUAAUCCUGAGGGGUGGGAAAGGACUAAGGGCUCGGUAAAAGUACAAACCAAGUACUGGUGGUGCUUCCACACCUGCGGCAUUUGGUGACAACACUGCCCACACUCAACCCACACACUCAGGAGUUGGGGGGUGGGGCUCUUAAGAAGAGUUGGCUUACAAAGGAGUGAAACUGUGCCUUGUGUAUGUACAUUUGUUUUUGGCCAGGCAGAGGCUUAGGGUGAAAAGCCCAAGGCCUAGCUGACAGUGGACACAGGAGAAUUUGUUUGUUUCAGUCCGCAUCUGGAGUGAGUCAUUGCCACUUGUCAUGGUGAAAUGGCAAAUCUGGGCUUCCUGUGGUUCCAGAAGCCUGCGACUGGAAAUCCACAAGCAAGCUGGUGGUUGAAGCUGGUUAAAGAACAGCCUAGGUAUUCCAGAAGUGUUUGAGGAUCCCUUCCAUGAGGGAAGAGAGGAAAGUUUACAAGUAAACCUCCCGUGUGUCCUCAGCUUUCUUUUGCAAAGGAGAAAAUCCUUGACGUUUGGUAAAGACCGAGUUAGUCUGUCUCUCUUUGCCUAUCUCGAGUUGGGCUGGGGAGAAGAGGAGAUAGGUUCUUUUGUCUUUUUCUGUCCUCUCCCUUCCCCACUUCCUUCCCUCCAGUCCUCACUCGCUCACAUGCACACACUAACCUUGGAGCCGAUGGGAUUGAGUGACUGGCACUUGGGACCACAGAGAAAUGUCAGUGUUUGGUUACAGACUCAAGGAAACCUCUCAUUUUAGAGUGCUCAUUUGGUUUUGAGCAAAAUUUUGGACUGUGAAGCAAGGCAUUGGUGAAGACAAAAUGGCCUCGCCGGCUGACAGCUGCAUCCAGUUCACCCGCCAUGCCAGUGAUGUUCUUCUCAACCUUAAUCGUCUCCGGAGUCGAGACAUCUUGACUGAUGUUGUCAUUGUUGUGAGCCGUGAGCAGUUUAGAGCCCAUAAAACGGUCCUCAUGGCCUGCAGUGGCCUGUUCUAUAGCAUCUUCACAGACCAGUUGAAAUGCAACCUUAGUGUGAUCAAUCUAGAUCCUGAGAUCAACCCUGAGGGCUUCUGCAUCCUCCUGGACUUUAUGUACACAUCUCGGCUCAAUUUGCGGGAGGGCAACAUCAUGGCUGUGAUGGCCACAGCUAUGUACUUGCAGAUGGAGCAUGUUGUGGACACCUGCCGGAAGUUUAUCAAGGCCAGUGAAGCAGAGAUGGUUCCUGCCAUCAAGCCCCGUCAUGAAGAGUUCCUCAACAGCCGGAUGCUGAUGCCUCAAGACAUCAUGGCCUAUCGGGGUCGUGAGGUGGUGGAGAACAACCUGCCACUGAGGAACGCCCCUGGGUGUGAGAGCAGAGCCUUUGCCCCCAGCCUGUACAGUGGCCUGUCCACACCGCCAGCCUCUUAUUCCAUGUACAGCCACCUCCCUGUCAGCAGCCUCCUCUUCUCCGACGAGGAGUUUCGGGAUGUCCGGAUGCCUGUGGCCAACCCCUUCCCCAAGGAGCGGGCCCUCCCGUGCGAUAGUACCAGGCCAGUCCCCGGUGAGUACAGCCGGCCGGCCUUGGAGGUGUCCCCCAGUGUGUGCCACAGCAGUAUCUAUUCACCCAAGGAAACAGUCCCAGAAGAGGCACGAAGCGAUAUGCACUACAGUGUGGCCGAGGGCCUCAAGCCUGCUGCCCCCUCAGCCCGAAAUGCCCCCUACUUCCCCUGUGACAAGGCCAGCAAAGAAGAAGAGAGACCCUCCUCAGAAGAUGAGAUUGCCCUGCAUUUCGAGCCCCCCAAUGCACCCCUGAACCGGAAGGGUCUGGUCAGUCCACAGAGCCCCCAGAAAUCUGACUGCCAGCCCAACUCGCCCACAGAGUCCUGCAGCAGUAAGAAUGCCUGCAUCCUCCAGGCCUCUGGCUCCCCUCCAGCCAAGAGCCCCACUGACCCCAAAGCCUGCAACUGGAAGAAAUACAAGUUCAUCGUGCUCAACAGCCUCAACCAGAAUGCCAAACCAGAGGGGCCAGAGCAGGCUGAGCUGGGCCGCCUUUCCCCACGAGCCUACACUGCCCCACCUGCCUGCCAGCCACCCAUGGAGCCUGAGAACCUUGACCUCCAGUCCCCAACCAAGCUCAGUGCCAGCGGGGAGGACUCCACCAUCCCGCAAGCCAGCCGGCUCAAUAACAUCGUUAACAGGUCCCUGACAGGCUCUCCCCGCAGCAGCAGUGAGAGCCACUCACCACUCUAUAUGCACCCCCCGAAGUGCACGUCCUGCGGUUCUCAGUCCCCACAGCAUGCAGAGAUGUGCCUCCACACCGCCGGCCCCACGUUCCCUGAGGAGAUGGGAGAGACCCAGUCUGAGUACUCAGAUUCCAGCUGUGAGAACGGGGCCUUCUUCUGCAAUGAGUGUGACUGCCGCUUCUCUGAGGAGGCCUCACUCAAGAGGCACACGCUGCAGACCCACAGUGACAAACCCUACAAGUGUGAUCGCUGCCAGGCCUCCUUCCGCUACAAGGGCAACCUCGCCAGCCACAAGACCGUCCAUACCGGUGAGAAACCCUAUCGCUGCAACAUCUGUGGGGCCCAGUUCAACCGACCAGCCAACCUGAAAACCCACACUCGAAUCCACUCUGGAGAGAAGCCCUACAAAUGCGAAACCUGUGGAGCCAGAUUUGUACAGGUGGCCCACCUCCGUGCCCACGUGCUCAUCCACACUGGUGAGAAGCCCUAUCCCUGUGAAAUCUGUGGCACCCGUUUCCGGCACCUUCAGACUCUGAAGAGCCAUCUGCGAAUCCACACGGGAGAGAAACCUUACCAUUGUGAGAAGUGUAACCUGCAUUUCCGUCACAAAAGCCAGCUGCGACUUCACUUGCGCCAGAAGCAUGGUGCCAUCACCAACACCAAGGUGCAAUACCGCGUGUCAGCCACUGACCUGCCUCCGGAGCUCCCCAAAGCCUGCUGAAGCAUGGAGUGUUGAUGCUUUCAAGUCUGCAGCCCCUUCUCAGAAUCUACCCAAAGGAUACUGUAACACUUUACAAUGUUCAUCCCAUGAUGUAGUGCCUCU